UUUGAUUGUAGCUACUGUGUUGUUUUUUCCCGUUUUCGUUUUUUUUUUAUGUUUCUUAAUUUCUGCUAAUUGUGUGAUUUAAUUACUUGUUUAACAUUGAUGAUCGAUCAUCUCCUUAAUCUUAAAGGUCAUUGAUUUGUUUGUUUUUAUCUUUGUAAGGAAAGGAUUUUAAUGUUGAUGACCGAUCGUUGAAGUGACUAAUUGUUGUUGGUGUUUUUUUUUGUUAUCUCUUGAUUUAGACAAUUUAUCAUUGACUCUUGUUAAUUGUUAAUUGUUUAUCAUUUUCUUAUUCUUGUCUGGCAUUUAAUCAACUUUCAAGUAAUCUGUUUACUGUUAAUCUAAAGUCUCAUGUUUCUUUUUUACUUCAAGUUGUUCAAUCGGUUGUCAUAGUUUUCUUUUCUCUAACAUUUUGAUUAUUUUUUGAAUAUUAAGUGUUAAUCAUCAUGACAUCGUCAAGGUUACCUUUGCCUAAAUUUAUUUCUGAUGAUGAGAAUAAACAACAACCCGAUGAUUCAUCUAUUGUUACAUCUGAUGGUCGAGUCCGAUCUUAUCCUCAUGUUCGAGGUCAAUGGACAACAUUCAUCUACAGUGAAGUUCCUUGUCAUUCACUCAUUCAUUUAACUGAUUAUAUCGCUGAUUAUGGUGAUAAUAUUGAUCUAAUUGAUGAUAUUCAUGUUUCAUUGAUUAGAGGUCAUCAUGCUCUCUCUUUUCAUCAAAUUACUCCUUUUAUAUCAUCUCUCCGAGAUAGAUUGUCUAAUUGUCAAUCUUUCGAUGUUUAUUUAUCUACUUUCAAAUUAUUUACCAAUGAUGAAGGUACCAGAUCUUUCGUGUGCCUUUGUGAGCCCAAAUUACAAAUUGAUUCAACUAAUUGUCGUAAUUCUCGAUUGGUUCGUGAUAAGAUUAUGAAAACAUUGGAUGAAUUUAAAAGUGCAGUUAAAAUAUCAACAGGUGAUGAUGAACGUUUCAUAAGUGAUAACUCAGAAACUGAUGAGUUCACUUUCCAUACUAGUCUUGCUUGGUGUUCACCAGAAUCAAAUGAAUCAGCCAAAAAGUUAAUCACACAAUUAGAUGAACUAAUGGAUGGAUACCUAAAGAUAAAUAUUAACACGAUCAAGAUUAAUACUGGAAAUAUUUGCCAUACAAUUGAUCUGAAAAGUUGAUGAAAAUGAAAACAAAAUCAGUUGUGAUUCAUUUUUGAUUACCUUUGUUACUAAAAAUAUAUUCUUUUGUCUUGCUAAA
Messenger RNA from Panonychus citri (citrus red mite), 1239 nucleotides. RefSeq names its product U6 snRNA phosphodiesterase 1-like. Gene Ontology annotation, cellular component: nucleus. NCBI's taxonomy places the organism in Eukaryota, Metazoa, Arthropoda, Arachnida, Trombidiformes, Tetranychidae. Gene Ontology annotation, biological process: U6 snRNA 3'-end processing. Gene Ontology annotation, molecular function: 3'-5'-RNA exonuclease activity. The coding region runs from base 444 to 1160 and encodes 238 amino acids. The transcript is spliced from 4 exons. The record is from RefSeq and is a predicted model, not a curated record.